Glarea lozoyensis ATCC 20868 is the source of this 864-nucleotide messenger RNA. RefSeq lists its product as uncharacterized. Gene Ontology annotation, molecular function: nucleic acid binding. Bases 1 to 864 code for a protein of 287 amino acids. The record is from RefSeq and is a predicted model, not a curated record. The transcript has 2 exons. NCBI's taxonomy places the organism in Eukaryota, Fungi, Ascomycota, Leotiomycetes, Helotiales, Helotiaceae.
AUGGCUCGGACCAAAAACAAAGCAAGGAGAGGAGAAGGAGCUCUUGGAUCACGUGAAGAGCAGAGAGGCCAGGACGGGAAUCAAGCAAAUAAAGAAAGCAGAAAAGCGCGUAGAGCAAAGAAAAGAAGCCGUAAUGAUAUUGAAUCAGACCAGACGGUGGAGAUCCAGUCCGCAAAGAGAGCCAAAACAUCACCGAAUUCAAAUGGCAUCGAUCACGUUUCUUCACUCGAAUCAACAAACGCAUCAACUGUAAACCCUGAGGAGUCCAGGAUAUCUCAGAAUAAAGAUUCUCAGACGGCCGACCCAUCAAAUACUCUCUCUUCAAGCGCCCCUCCAUUGUACGGAGAUAUCGUCUCUACACACGACAUCACUCAAAUAAGCAUUCUUACAUCCAGCAAGAUUGAGAAAAGAGUCACUUCGGUACUAGAAAGACUAGCACACUACCCGGUCAAACCGCCCUCAAAACCAGUAGUCGUAUUCUUACAUUCAAAAGCAGCGGCGGCAUCAAAGUUGAUCACUAUUAUAGAGAUUGCCAAAAGAGACAUUGCGGCGAAGGGAGGAAAGUGGUUUCAGUACAAUGCUUUGAGUCAGAUCAUGGGGGAGGUGUCGAGGGACGUGAAAAAACGAGGUGCGAAGGGCAGAGAUCCAAAAGACUCGAUGGAUGUAGACAGGGGUGAGAAGUCUGAGGAUGGGGAGGAAGAGGAUUCUUUCGAGGUUAUGAAAACUCCGUUCGAAAGAGCUGUCGAGGGGACUCUGAAGAUUCGCGCCAUGCCCGUUAUGGCUACUUACCUGUCAAGAGUUCGGAUUGAGAGCUUGCGGAAGAAGUAUGGCGAACAAACAAAUGCGUUAGAGGCUAAGCAAUAG